AUGUCUUGUUCAACGAAGAUGAUCACUCUCAAGAGCCACGACGGCGAAACCUUUGAAGUAGAAGAGGCAGUGGCUCUUGAAUCGCAGACGAUCAAGUACAUGAUCGAAGACGGUUGCGCCGAGGGUGUAAUCCCUCUUCCAAACUUGACAGGAAGCAUUUUGGCAAAGGUUAUUGAAUACUGUAAGAAGCAUGUGAAUGGAGAAGCGAGUUCCGAUGAUGUUAAGAAGUGGGAUACCGAGUUCGUGAAGGUUGAACAGGAUACGCUUUUCAAACUCAUAUUAGCUGCAAACUAUUUGAAUAUAAAGAGCUUGUUGGAUCUUACCUGCAUGGAAGUGGCGGAGACGAUAAAGGGGAAGACACCAGAGGAAAUUCGAACAAUGUUUAACAUUAAGAAUGACUUUACUCCAGAAGAAGAGGCGGAACUUCGUAGAGAGAAUCAAUGGGCUUUUGAAUGA
Molecule: messenger RNA, 456 nt
Organism: Vicia faba (fava bean)
Lineage: Eukaryota; Viridiplantae; Streptophyta; Magnoliopsida; Fabales; Fabaceae
Source: the annotation of a GenBank genome assembly